UCAAGUUACAGUACGUCACAAUUGUUACUAUUAAAAUUGUCUUGCGAUCCUAAAACUUUGUUUAUUUUUAAUUUUAAGUUAAAAGAAUUCCAGAUUGUGGCUUUACCCAGAAGUGCACACCGAACACUUCACCUUUUAACGCCCAACAUGUAAUGCAUCAAAUAAGUUAGCAGAAAAAAAGUCAUGCAUUUAACUAUUCCUGCAAAAAACGCAUGUUUAUAAAAACAUUACAGAAAAAAUUACUCUUAACCAGUCACUUUUGUGCUUUAUCCUUGUGUACUAGGUAUGUACUAAGCCCGGGAAUUUCUUUGAAAAUCUAUUGUUUUAAAAGCACAUAAUAAUUCAUAUUUACAUCUUACUGUAGAAGUUAGUCUCACAACUACAAAGAUAAACAUGUUAAUCUAACUUGGUGUUUCGCAACAUAUACUGUAUACACCCAGUUGGCCCAAAAUGUUUAAUGGCAACAUUACACUUUUUUGGCCUUGAUUCAAAACAAGACUCUUGCAGGGGUUAACAGAUGGAAAGAAACAUUAAGUCAAACAUAAACGCACAAUUAAGCAUUUCUGGUUAAUUGGUUGCACUUUAUUUUACAGGACGUGUCCCUGUAGUGUAGAAAAUACUGGGUAGUAUAAGGUAACUAAAUGGAAUACGUUUAGGUUUAAAUUUAGGUUCAGGGUUAGUACCUAUUUAUUACAUCUUACAAAUAUGCAUUUGGCAGACGUGUUUAUCCAAAGCGACUUAAAUUGCAUUAUGCGAUACAUUUGUUUCCAAGUAUGUGCAAACCCUUGGAUCGAACCCAUGACCUUGAGGUUGCACGCGCCAUAGGAAAGCCUAAAGAAAUACUAGGCUAUUACCCAGUUAUUAUAUUAUAUCUGAAAAUAAAGUGCUUCUGUCCUGUUAAAUUACUAUAUAAAGGGUACCAAAUCCGGUUGAUAAUGACACGAGUUGCACCACCUAACACAUCUAAAAUACUUUUACUUCUAUAACACGACUUAACAGGUAACAAUAGAUCCAGCCCUGACAUCUGUCAACAGUUAUCAACAUAAUAAAGAGAGAGAGCUUUUUUUGUCCUUUGAGCAACACCUACAUUUAAUGUGAUGAACUAUUUAUAGCGACGAGUUGCUAUAAAUAAGACAUUCCUUCUAGAAAUAGAAGCAAAAGGAAUGUUGAAGGAGAACAAACAAGUUGGUUCAGUACUUAAACCGGAUGUGCUUCAUUCAAAAAAUUUACUUUUUGUAAACUAUUAAUCGUGUGAACAUUCCACAUGGGUGUGAACUGAUACAACUGUCACGAACACACAUUUUCCAUGACUAUUACUUUUGAACAAUGGCGUGGUGAUUUGAACUGAUCAGAUGACACGAUAGAAACUUUAAGGAAAUGAAAAAGUGUACUAUAUUGGAUUUCAGGUACUUACAAUUAGCACAGUUUGCAUAUUACAAACCCAUCCUGUAUUUUGAAAUCUGUUAAGCAUGAUGAAAUGAAAAGAUUAGUUAAUGUUCCCUGUGAAAAGUUUUAGAAAAUAAGUGCUUCAUUUAUACUGCGAGUCUGGUUUGGGACUUGUUGAAAGCUCCUGCUUUACAUCCAAACCUAUUUAGGAUGACAAAAACAAUAAUUAAUUUAAUUGCAUCUAAACUUCUGACUUGUGUGUAUCUGGUUUUAAACCCAUUAUUGUAACACCGAAUAGACUAAACUCAUGAUUACUGUGUAAAGUAAAUAACAAUUAUAUUGAGAAAAAAAUCAAGUGUUCCUGCCAACAAGACUUGCACAAGCAGACAGCCCCACACAUCCUGACGCAGCGCAACCAAUCACGCCCUUCCUCCACUGAUAAGGACACGCCCGUAGAACAGCAUGCUGAGUUAUAAAGCAGCCCGGGCUGAGAGAACCAACAUGUUGGAUUUGUUUGACACUGAUACACACACACUGGCAACAAUGAGAGCCGCUACAAUAGACACGAGCAUAGAAGGACUGAUCUAUUCGAAAAACCUUGAGCCGGCUAUGGAAAAAGACAACAUGAAAAGGACUUGGAGGUCAAGGAUGCUCUUUAAGAAUUUUCUUCUGAGAAAAGCCUCACACGGUACAGCGCGGAGAAAUCCAUACAGGCCAACCGCUGAAGAACUAAAUCAAUGGGCAGAGUCUCUGGACAACUUACUGAACAGUAAAUGUGGACUGAUCGCAUUUCGCCUCUUUAUGGAGUCUGAAUACUGCGUUGAGAAUGUCGAGUUUUGGGUGGCCUGCGAAGAGUUUCGAAAGAUCAACUCCAGAUCAAAGCUCAGAUCCAAGGCAAAACGGAUAUAUGAAGAGUUCAUCAAAGAGGAUUCACCAAAAGAGGUCAACUUGGAUUUCCACAUGAAGGAAACUGUCGACCGGUGUCUUCUGUUACCAACACAGACCAGCUUCCAAGCCGCUCAAAACAAAGUAUUCUUCCUGAUGGAACACAACUCGUACCCUCGCUUCCUGGAGUCUGAACUCUACAGUAACCUUUGUAAAUACGCUGAGGGAGAGUGAUGUUUAAAGUAAAGAUAAAGUCAUUGUGAUGUUGAAUCAGAUGUUGAAUCAGUUGCACGUAAUAGCUCUGAUUUAAUUUAUCGGCUGCACUUUAAGAAUUUCAAUUUAUUUAUAUUUUGCAGAUUUUGCACAAAUAUGUAAAUAUGGUGACAUGUUACAAUGUAUUUGAUUAAAAAACAGUAACUGUUUGUACUAAGGUUGUGUUACUUUAGGUAAAUGUUUUUAUACAGUUUAUCGUCAUGUUGUUGACUGGCUCAACAACAAUGUCAUACAAUGUUUUGUAUUUGCACUUUUUUAUGAAUAAAUUUGGAUUAAAUCAUU
This is a messenger RNA of Triplophysa dalaica, 2826 nucleotides long. RefSeq names its product regulator of G protein signaling 2 (gene rgs2). NCBI's taxonomy places the organism in Eukaryota, Metazoa, Chordata, Actinopteri, Cypriniformes, Nemacheilidae. The record is from RefSeq and is a predicted model, not a curated record. The transcript has 5 exons. Bases 1849 to 2505 code for a protein of 218 amino acids.